AUGGUUUAUACGCCGAAAUUAGUUUCACAAAACAAUUCGUCACUUUUCGAACAGGACGUGAAUUCGUCACCGUCUAAUCAAAGCAGUGAAAGUAGAUUUAAUAGUAGUACUCAAUGGUUACGAAGACGUUUCGAGCAAAGCCAAGAAACUUCUUCCGCGUCUGAAUUUGGGGAUCAGUAUUCUCCGUUACUAUUGCGUGGAAAAAGCGGCAAGAAUUUAAAUUUAGGAGCGAAAUCUACAGGGUUUCAACCUUUUAGUCCUGUUCAAGAGCAAUCAUCUCCAACGUCAACCUCACCAGCUUCACCCACGUUCCCACAAUUACAAGGAUUGAUUAGAGAACAAUCACGAACAUCAUAUCAAUCACAAUUCCAAUCUAGGCCAACGAUAUUUCAAUCAUCACAAUUUCAAUCUAGGCCAACACCAUUUCAAUCAUCACAAAUUCAACCAUCACAAUUUCAACCUAGGCAAACAUCAUCAUUCCAAUCAAAUCAAUUUCAGCUUAGGCCAAGAAUUGAUACUACAGGAUCAACUCUAAGCAGUAUUCAGGGCAUUGCCCAACAGGAUAAUACUAGUAGACUUACAUCCUUCGCGUCGACACCCCAGCCACUUUUGCAGUCGCAACCAAGCACUUAUAUUACUCAGUCAAACGUCGCGCCUAUAAAUACACCAACUUAUACUGGUCCUGUUAGGACUUCAGAUUCAACAUUUGAUGUUGGUAUAUUAGGUAAUCGAUUUGAAGGACAACCAAUAUAUUCAAGUAGGCAAAAUAUAAUUGAACGUGAGAUAUCAAAUAUGAACGUACGAAUAGCCGAUUCACCCCUUGUUCAAUCAACACCCGCACCAAAACCGAGGCAGCAACAAACGUCACCUCCUCAUAAAUUAGAGAAUUUGCCUUAUCUUGCUCGUCUCCUAAUUAUUGAGCAAGAAUUACCAAAGAAUGAUUUUGAAGUAGAAAAAAGUAAUAGUGUGAAGACAUUGAUUUGUAACAUUUGUUUGGUGAUUGUUAUAACAAUUCUAACUUCCACAAAAUAUUUUCGGCAAUUUGAAAUCUAUACAGUUACAAAUUUCAUAGGCAAAAAGAAGAAACAGAUUAAUCAGAUCAAAGAACAAUUAAUGAAAGAAUUGGAACAAAAUAGUUCUUAUGAUCCUUCAUGUUACACAAUUAGCCCACCACGCCCUUCAAAAAGUAUAACUACACCAACAUCAUCAAGCACUGUCGUAUCAUCAAUCCCAACACAAUUUACAAUAUUACCUUCUUCAAUGAGCUUACCUUUCACUGGCAUUUCAACAACCUCGACGAUUUUCCCUUCUGCAUCUGCAUCUUCAUCGAAUUCAUUCAUUAAUGCUUGGGGUUCUUCUGGUAGAACACCUUUUCCACAGCAAAUUCCUCCUACGACGAAGUAUCGUCAAGCACCAUAUGUAACUCCGUCGAAGAUUGAUGAAAAGUUGAUUACCGUUGGCAACGUUUUAGCUCGAUCAUCACCAACUCCACAUCCUACCGAUAGAGAAACCUAA
Funneliformis mosseae is the source of this 1515-nucleotide messenger RNA. The record is from the annotation of a GenBank genome assembly. Lineage: Eukaryota; Fungi; Glomeromycota; Glomeromycetes; Glomerales; Glomeraceae.